UUUAGAAGUUCGUCAGAGUUAGGAAGUGACGCAAGAAACUCGGAUCUACCCAGAGAAGGGAAAAGGAUCAGAGAGGGAAUAAGUGAAGGUGAGCUUUAAGGGCACACCUUAGGCGUAGUCCUUUCAUCCAGAGCAGUACCUGCAACAUUGUCAGUGUUGGGGAGGGUCUCCUGCAGACCGCGCUCCGAACGGCCGGGGCCCCGCCCACCGCGCUCCGGAAGGCCCGGGCCCGCCCAACGCGCUGCCAGCGCCCCGCGGAACUCUGCUACGCAGACGUGUUUCGCGGGGAGCGAAUUCGGCGUCGGUCCUGAAGCCCUCCUCAGGGUCUGGCUGCGGCUGCAGCGCAUGGCGGCUCCAGGACAUCCUGCUCGGGAGACAUCGGCAGCCCCAGGGCACCCUACGUGCAGUGACGCUGCCUCCAGGGCCAAGAAACAAAAGAAGAAGAAGAAAACCCGGAAUGGGGCCUCUGCGGCGAAUGGAGGCGGGAAAGCCACAGAAUCGCCGGCCUCAGAGGGAGCCCCCCUAAGUGCGGAGGCCCAGGCGGAGCAGCUGGCCCGGGAACUGGCCUGGUGCGUGGAAAAGCUGGAGCUGGGGCUGAAGAUGCAGAGACCUACCCCUAAGCAGAAAGAGCAAGCUCUUGGGGCAAUCCGAACCCUGCGCAGCCAAAGAACCCCCCUGCCCCGGAAGAGGCAGCUGAUGCACUCCUUGUUCGGGGACUACAGGGCUCAGAUGGAAGCCGAGUGGUGCGUGGCCCUGCGGGCUCUCAGGACUGCUGCCCACUCAGUCCAGGUGCAGCCUGUAGGUGAGGCCGCCAGAAAGAAGAGCCGAAGGGUCUGCAGGCCUCGUCUAACAGGGAGAGCCAAGGACACCCGAGACACUCCUGAUGAAGAGUUUAGGUUCAAUUUCUUUUAGCCUCUUCCCCAUUCUGGAACGGUUCUCCUCUGCAGUUGGUGCAGGGGUUUGUCUUGAGUGCAGAGCUUUCCAGGAAUGCUCCGUCAGACAGAUGUGGGGUUGCUCUGUCCCUGGCUGGUCAGUGAAUCUGGUGCCAUGGCUGUUGGGAAGAUGCAAGACCUGCAUGUUGGGUACUGACCUGACUGUCAGACAAGCCCAGGACCCCGUUUAUAGGUUUUCAGCUGAAAUGUCUCUCCUGCCAGAAGAGGGCGGUCCAUUCAGAAGUUUCUACAGUAAACUGAAGUGAGUGUUUAGCAUGUUGUAGAAGGACUCUUUUAACAGGCUUAGGAGCAGACUAAGUAGAUGUUGGUAAUAAGGAUUAGUAGGGAAGCAACAUAGUUAUGCACUGGUGCUCACUUAUGGGAGGAUGUUCUGUCAGGUGGUGUAGAGCUCCAUGCCAUUGUGUCUCAUUGCCAUAAUAAAAGUAUUCCUCACAAAAGUGGAA
This is a messenger RNA of Lagenorhynchus albirostris (white-beaked dolphin), 1396 nucleotides long. It is a transcript of the gene C17H8orf33, whose product is annotated as chromosome 17 C8orf33 homolog. Lineage: Eukaryota; Metazoa; Chordata; Mammalia; Artiodactyla; Delphinidae. The record is from RefSeq and is a predicted model, not a curated record. The transcript has 7 exons. Bases 346 to 912 code for a protein of 188 amino acids.